UACAGAAGAAUGGCUGCCAUCUUUAGUUUUCGAUGGAUGUUUUCCGAAGAGUUCGUGAAUUCUUAUAUUUAUUGCGGUAUUUAAUAACGUAAUUAAAUCUAAAAUAGUGAGAUAACGUUCAGCGCGAUGUAACGAGUGCUUAAUGCUCAUCAAUUUAAGCUGCCCUAGUGUCAAUUCCGUUAAAAAAUGCCUGUGUUUACAUCCAAGUUUGAAGUGAGCUUCUGUAUUCCUGUCAUAUUAAGUUUCAUAACCGAGAUCCUCAAAUAGCUCAACGAAGAAGGGAAACACCAGAUAUUAAAACUGUAGUGUAAAAAGUUAUCGUUGAAAUAAAUUUCGUCAAAUUUCAAUUUGGCGAAACAUCAAAGCCUCCAAGACGUCGACCCCAUCAGUGAUCAAGUUAACCGGGGGUGGAACAGGUGGGGGUGGGGAACAGGUGUCCCCUGGUCCCGAGCUACCUCCCCCUGUCACCCCUGCAGAGCUAAAUGAUCCAAUGGAUAAUAAGAAAACCGGAUCGGAGGCGGUUAACACGUUUGUACCAAAUGCAACAGACGCCACUAUGAGUUUAGUUCUUCAAUUAGGUACUGUUGAAAAAACACCUGAAGAAGUUAGCAAUAACAACACUUCCGUACUACCUCAAGAAUUGACUGCCUCGAUACCAACGAUCAGUGGGGUAAUUGGUAAACCUUUGGUUGCAGCUGGUAACUGCAACAACAAAACCCAGAACUUGCAACAAAAUUUAAAAACUGUUAACAUCACGACGGUAGCAGCUGGCUCUGCAUUACCGCCUACUGUGAAACCUGUAACUGUUACUUACCCGGUAAACAGGACUGUCAGAGAUGCCCAGAGAAUCGGAGGUACGCAGACCAACACUACACAAGUCUUAACUACUCGGGUUAUUUCACAGAAACUACCACAAUCCACUUACCAAAUACAUCCGACUUCUUUACCAUUGAAUUCUGCUGCACACGCUGUUCAUUUACCAAUAAAAUCAUUGCACUCACCUGGCACCAAUGUACCUAAGAUCCAAUCUUUGCCGUCUCCGACGGUUCCUCAAACUGCAACUGUUCAAACUAAAAUCUCGGUCACGCCGCCAAAUGUUGUUCAAACUAAACAGCAGCCGACCACAAUAACAAACUUGCAGCCGGCCAUGCAUCAGAAAUUACAAGUUUCUACGCAACAAAUUUUGAGUACAUCUGGUAUCAAAACGAUCACUACAACAUCCGUGCCAAAUGUGCAAAGGAUACAAGUGAAGUCCCAAGGUAUCGGUGGAAAAUCACAAACUGUUAAUUUACAGAAGGUCAAAACAAUUACCAAUGUAAACAAUCAAACCGGGCAGCGAGGAGGCAACUUACCGAGAAUACAAACUGUACCCAAGUCCCAAGUAAUCACCACUCCCACAACUCAAACCGUGCAAGUUUCAAUGAGCCAAGUAAUGAACAGUGCAAAUAUGCAAAGAAUACAGCAGGUUAAUUCUUCCAAUGUACAACAACAACAACAACAACAACAACAACAACAACAACAACAACAACAACACGUGCAAAAAGUUAAUCAACCAUUGAACGUUGGCAAUGUGCAAAAGGUGACGCAAGUAUUUAACAAUCAGAAAGUUCAAACUCAAGUGAUAACCAAUACGGCAGGCCAUGGUGUUCAAAAAGUACAACAUUCCGGACUGCAACAAGUACAACAUAUGCCACAAAAAAGGGCUCAGAGAGCCACUCAUAAAGGACUCGGUGUACAAAAGCAGCAGCAACCUGCUACAAUGAAUAAUUUUUCAAAAACUGUCAACUCUGUAGCUGGUAUACAGAAGAUACAAACGAAUGCCCAACAGCAGCAGAAAAAUAAUAUGCAAACAACACAACAGCAGAGGCCACAGACCAUGGAGGUUCUUCAAAAAUCUCAAACACUUGCGACGGUAAAUUCGAACAAAACGCAAUCUGUACCUAAUAUCACAAAAAGUAACAGCGUUCCAAAUAUUUCUAAGCUGCAGCACAAUCAAAAUUUACGUAAUGUCGCCAAGCAGCAAAUUGCUAGCCAACAACAUCAACAGCAGCAGCAGCAGCAGCAACAACAACAAAAAGUUCAUACUCCUCAACUAUCUCAGCUACAGCAACAACUGAUGCAUCAAACCUCGCAAUCACAGCAACAGCAGCAUCAAACCUCGCAACCACUACAACAGCAGCAACAACAGCAGCAUAUUGUACAAAAGCAACAGCAACAAAUAAAUGUUGUUUCCCAAACACAAAAGUGUCAAUCUGGUACUGGAGUACAACAAAAAGUGGCCACUAUUACGUCUGUUCCAAACAAUCAGAGGGUACAGGCAACUACCAAUUCAAAAGCCCAACAGCAGCAACAACAACAACAAACUCAAAUGGUGCUAAGGGUUGGUCCACAGAAAAAUCAAUCUCAGAACAUGCAGCCAGGAAAAUUGAAGCCUGUUUCUCAGAAAAUGAUCAACAACGUCAAGCCUUUGAACCAGCAAAAUGUUGUACAGCAAUCGAAUCGUACAGUAAACUCCCAGCCAGUGAAAAUAAUUCAACAGCAGCAACAAAAUAUCAUUGGCCCUCAAAAUACCCAGAAACAGCCGGGGUGCAUUAAAACUAUACCGCCUCAAAAGCCUGCGCAAAGAAAUCAUGUGCAAAAGAUGUCCGGUAUCAAGACAUCUUUGAAUACUAAUUUAAGCUCUUUGAAAGGACAGGGAACACUAUCAUCAAUUGCACAGCAGAAAACUUGUAUUAAAACCUUACUUCCUCAACAACCUGGCGGGCCAAAUGUGUCAUCCCAUAAAAAUCAACCUGUCAAGAUUCAACAGCAAACAAUACAGCAAAAACAACUUGUCAUUACUGCUCAACAUCCACAGCAGACGAGAGCCCAGACUGGUCAAAUUAAAACACUCCUACCAGUCGCGAGCGUAGACACUCGCAGAGAGAGUGAAAACAAAAAUGAGACUGAAGCUUACUCAGCAAAAGAUGACAGCACACAACCGGAUCCUCAAUCUCCAGUACGAAGAAUGCCACUUCCAUACGAGUGUCUCCAGUUUGUCCUACAAGACCACAACUACGGCGCACCUCCACCGAGAACACCUCCCCCAGCAUCGCCUCCACCACAUCCUAAACAACAGCCCAUCAAUGGUGGAACAAGUUCUGCUACAGCGUCUCAGCAUCCUUUCAUUUAUGGACAACCAGUGAGCAGUAAGAAUGUUGAAGACGAUGCAGGUAGUGCGAUAAGCAGUGAGGCUGGACGAGAGGCAGAACCAGAAGGUGAAGAAACUGAGACAGCACCAGAAGGCGAGGGAGAUGACGAAGAUAGUGUGACAAGAUGCAUUUGUGAUUUCGAACAUGAUGAUGGAUACAUGAUCUGCUGUGAUCGUUGCUUAGUUUGGCAACACGUUGAUUGCAUGGGCAUAGAUCGAUCUAACAUACCUGAUGAAUAUCUAUGCGAAAUGUGUCGGCCACGCCGUGUCGAUAGACAGAGAGCACGCGCGCUGCAACUUCGAAAGCGUGAGGAGCUUCUGAAUUCAGACACAUCUUCCGAUUCGUCGUCUACCAGCUCAGCUGAUACUGACGUUGGCGUAAAUCCAGUACAGAAGAAGCGGGCUCCUCAGCAGCAACAGCAGCAACAACAACAUCAGCAAGCCCAGCAGCAGCAGCAGCAACAACAACAGCAACAAGUCCAGCAACCUCAGCAACCGCAGCCGCAACCUCAGCAGCAGCAACAACAACAACCACCACAGCAACCGACUUUGAGAAGAAAAUCUGAUCCUCCGCCACAAGUCAGACGAUUGAGUACUAACAACAAUAAUAAUAAUGUUGCAAAGCGACAAAGAAGAGAUCCUCAUCCAAGGCAGAGUAGCGCAGUGCGUAAAAAGGAAACUGUCAAACGCGGCCUCGGCAAAAGAAAGACUAAGAGGCGAAUGAGCCUAGAGGAUAGAGAGGAGGAUACACAAGAUGCAUGGGGAACUAACAUGGCUCCUUUGAGACAGUGGAUAGAGCGGUAUGAAGAGGCAGUAACCAAUCAUUACAGUCCUGAACUUCGGGCUAGGAUAUCCAGCAUCAAAGUCAAUGGAGCUCAUGGUGAUUUGAGGCAGAGCAAUAUGAAUGCUGCUGCGACUGGAAAGUGUAGGCUUAACGUGCAUAGUAAUAACCUGAGAUUCCUGGUUGCCACUAUGUAUUUGCCACCGAACACUCCAGUCGUUGAACUUCGUGGGAAAUACAUGCUGAGUACCCAGCACAGGCCUUCGCAUCCGCAAGGUCGACAACACGCACAGAGACCAGGACCUUUUGUGUUUUUUUACCGAUUGCCACGCGACGGGACAGAAGUUUGUGUUGAUACAAGAACUUAUGGUAACGACGCGAGGUUCGUUCGUAGAAGUUGUAAACCGAACGCCGAGGUGAAACAUUGCAUAGAAAAAGGAACAUUGCAUUUGUACAUUGUCACAACAACAAAUAUCGAAAAAAAUGCUGAAAUCACAAUCAAGCAUGAGCAGCACGAUAUAAUGCUCUCUCCGAAUUCAAAUUUACCUAUUGCACCACUUAUUUGUGCUUGCAACAAUACGCGAGAAUGUCAAGUCGCAACUAUGGGACAACCAAGUAGACGAGGAAGCAAUGGAGCUCUUGCAGAAAAUGCCGAUGGUAGAGAAAGAAGACGGCGAGGCAGAAGAAACACAAUGUGUGAAGAUAGUGAUUCCUUGUCUGCAGUUUCUAGUACAAGUGUUACUCAGACAACCCCAACACCUGCGCCAGUACCAACCACGGCUCCUCCUCGAAGAACUAUCACAAAUGUUAAUGUAAGUGCAACAGUGACACGUCAGGUAGCUAAAGAAGAACUGCCAAUCACAGUGCAGCAGCCUCUUACUUCGCCUUCGACUACACCGUCGCAAGCGCCGGAGACAAAUAAGAAGGAUAAAAAGAAAAUGACGAGAGAAGAGCGUAAGAUGGAAGCGAUCAUGAAGGCUUUUGAAAGAUUGGAAAAAGCAGAGCAAAGGAAACAGGAAGUUCAGGCAAGAAAUGCCCAGAGAAAAGAAUCUGGUGGUACGCAUAGUGACAACGAGGAAAGUCAAGUUACUUCCGCUCCUCCGUUGAAACAAAAAUCCCAAAACACGGAAAGGCCUAUUCGACGAAAGAGGAGAAAGGGUCGCGCGCGAACAACCAGUAGUUCUCAUUCGCAGCAAAGCAGAUGCAGGACAAGAUUAAAUUCGGCAGACUCUGAUAUAUCCUCGGGGGAAGAGAGCAAUUCUCUGCAGUCACCACCUCUUCCUAAUCAGAGUUACCCACCAAUACGGGGAAUGCCUUCUUACACUUCUCAUCUUCACACUCCAACGAAAGAUGUGACGGAUUGCGGCAACGUUGGAGCUGUCAGUCAUCAUGGAAUUCCAACAGCUGCUGGCCUGCUACUUGCUUUGGCAAAUUCUAACAUACCAGGGCCGAGUUCUCCACCUCUCCAGCAGCCGGCUCCAAUCAAGAGUCCUACAUGCGAUAGCGGCGCCAGUAGCAGCUCCCAAAGCUCAACUCCAUCUACCCCUUUGUCUUCCGCUUGUUUACUGGUCGCAGCAGCUGUCGGGCCGUUGGCGCCAGGUUUCAAGUUUCCAAAAACUAAGAAAGUCCUGAUGAAUGAGUGGCUGAAAGAAUCUCCAGAUCCGCCUCAAACCCAUAUUCCUCAGAUAUCUCCGAUACCUGCUGUGCCUCCAGCACCAUUAAACAAUCCUGUCAAUCAAUUGAACAAGCCGACCGACUUUUUAUCACCAACCGAUCCAUCGCCUGAAUUUCUCACUCAAAGUUACGCAGCUAAAAGUUUGGCCACUUUGGUCCAGGCCGCGAAUUCUGUUUCCGGAAUUUGCGACUCUCCUCCGCAGCGGAGACAAACUAUACCUGGAAAUUCCUCAUGCUCAGGAUCUACCGGCUCCGCGAAAAAGAGGUGGCUAAGACAAGCUAUUUCUGAAGAAUGCGAUUCUCCUAACAGCAGGCCAGAGAGUCCACCCAACGAAAUAGUUGCAGCACCACCCAAAAAAAGAAGGAUUGCCAGGGAAAGCUUGUCAUCUGACAAUUAUACACCACCUACCACACCAACUCUGCUGACAUCUGAACAACCCACACUUUCUCAGCCAACAUGUCAUAAUGAGGAUGAGUUCGUGGAUAUGCCUCAAUCCCCCAUUAACGAGAGUUCCACACCCAAUUUAGAAUAUGGACAAGACAAUGUGAAGGAUGAAGUUGAUUCAGAAUCUGAAACAGUAGAUGUGAACGAGAUGAAAGAAAAAAUCGAGUUCUCAACUUCUAAAUUUGACAAUCCUCAAUCAGCACUUUGCAUCAAAGAUGAGGAAGAUGACGAACCAAUGCCAAUGGUUAAAAGCGAAUCGAUACUUCCAGUAAAAGCGCUAAGUAACGAGUUCGUAAAAGACGAAAAACCUUUGAAGAAUUCACAGUCCCCUUGUAAGUCUGAACCAGCUGUUAUCAAAAAUGAAAUUUCUGAAGCUCAACUAAUGUCUGUCAAUAAAACUGAACCAACUAAGGUAAAAGACGAGCAAACGGAACAUCAGGGAGAGUCUCAAAACAUCAAAAGAGAACCAAUUUCGUUAAAGAAGGAACCGCAAGUGGUGCUAAUUGAAAAAGGCACUGUGGAAAUUAUCGAUCAAAAUGAACCAGAUACAGAAAUGGAAGACCUAAGUUCACCGAUUGCUGCAAUGGAGUCAGACGCAGUACUAAAACAACGGGCAGCUGAAAUGCGGCUUGAAUUUAGUGGCAGUAUUGCAGAAAUAGUGAAUAUUGCCAGUGAAAAUGAAAAAUCCGACGAUGACAGGAAGUUCGAGAACAAUAGAUCCGAUGAAGUGAAAUCAGACGACAACAUGUCUAUAGACGAGUUCGAUGUCGAGGCGCAAAUGAUGAAAAUUACUGGGGAUGAUGGAAAUGAUUACAAAGAGAAAGUCGACACAAGUUCGGAGAAAGACAAGAGCAUGGACGGCAUCGAAGGGCUAAUGGAAAGUUCGAAAGAGGAUUCCGAAUCUGAAGAUAGAGACAUGGAUGAUCUUAAGGAGGAGAGUAUUUCGUUUAAAGAAUUUCAUAUAAACUCUGAGAUGCGGGCAUUUAAAGAGUUUGAAAAAAAAACCGAGAAGAGAGACUUCAUUGAUUUCGAAAUCAAACAAACUACAAAUCGUGACAAUUUCGAACCUCCGAAGGUAGACAACUUAAUUGAGUCGGUAACUUCGUCGGAAGAAUCUAUACUCGAGUCAACGUCGUCGAACAUUGAUGUGGAAUCAAUCGCAGAUGCUCCGCAGAUUCAAUUUCCCAUUCCACCACUUAGUGAAAGAAUACGUAAAAAACCUGAACAAACACAACCCGCCAAGUUGCAGCUUGAUUUUGAAGCAUCGAUCAUAGAAUCUACUAUCGAGAUUGAAGCAGGUAAUGCUUCGAUAGAAGAUGAACAAAAAUCCAUGCUCUCUUCGGCCCUCAGAGAAUUAUUAGAGGCGAAAAUUGAUGUUGAUUCAGAACCAGUGAAAAUGGAGAUAUCAAACGAAGAAAUGAACGUUAUUUCUAGUGAGGAUCAGAUGGACAGAAUAUCAUGUACCAAUCCUGUUAAAAAUGACGAUGAUAUCGUGAAAUCUGAAAAACAUCCCGCACGAGUUGAAAACGUUUCUGCAAGGGUCGAGGAAAGUGUUUCAAACGAACCCAAACGUCUGAAAGAUCCCAGAACUAUUAUGCCCACGGAUAUGCCAGCCCCACCUGCCUUGAAGCCGGAGAUGCCUGCUCCAGUCAAGCGCAAGGUUAGAACGUUGUCAAUAUCAGAGUAUCGAAAACGUAAGCAACAGUCUACUGGCACACCACCUGAGCCAGAACCAGAGCCAUCAACUGACACAUUGUCAGAACGGGGGGGUGCAAGGGGUAGAUCAGACAGUGCUAGUAGUGGAACUUCUUCGCUAAGCUCUGACGAAGAAGGAAAUUCAAAAGUUCCAUUGGAUCUACCAAGCUUAACAACUCUACCACUGUUCAUCAACGUAGAUAGCGAUGAAAAGAAAGGUGGAGAAGAAGGAGUAAUGGGCUGGUCUGCUGCCCCAACUUUGGUUGAACGCCAGCGAGAGAAUCUUACCGAGAGACUAAAACGCGAGUUUGGACUGUUUCUCAGUGACGAUGAGGAAGAAAGAGCCCGCAAACAAGGUUUGACUGCAGAGGCAAUUCUGAAAGCCCGGAAAUUGUCCCCUUCUGCUCAUACUCCCAUUCCUAUUGCAGCGACUGUGUAUCCAUCUCCGCAAUUACCUCCCCAACCUUAUAUACCUCCUCCUGGCUCGGCCCCGAUCCAUUUUCCUCAGUUUCAAGCUAAACCAGUGCCAGUGCAAUACUCGAAUUUCGCAGUGCCUCAAGCGGUGUCUCAGCCAAUAUAUCCUAGCGCGGCAGCACAACCUUUGCCAAACAAACAACAAACGCAACAAUUUUUAAUACCUCAAGCACCGCCAGGUUCUAAUCCUUACCCACCGCAGUUCGUACCAUCAUCGUCGGCUGUUCCAGCCCAGAGAUUUCCAACUGCGCCGCCACCACCACCACCACCACCACCACCUCCGCUACCGCCGACUGCUCAAUUUUUUCCACCACCAUCCCAGGCUCAGAAAACGUUCUUCAACCAUCCGGCGCCAAGAACAUAACUCACGCUAAGGCUAGUAACGUUGCAAAUUUUUUAGUCAAGUGAAAGAACUUUAAAACUGAAAUAUUUCUUUUGUUGUUGACUAUAUUGAUAUUGUCAAAUUGUGUAUAUGCUGGUCCGGUGAUUAUUAUACACAAGCUUUGCUACUCCUGGACUUCUGAUGAAGCAUGAAAGCUUAGAAAGUGUCUUCUGAGUUUGAGAUACUAAAAAAAAGGCUGUGCGUGACAAAUGUGACGAGCCUUCUUUCAGAAUGUUUUGUAUAUUUUUCUCUAUCUUUUAUUCUUUAAUUUUCUCCUUUUACCCCCUCUGCAUUAUUUGUAUGCUUUCAAACGAUUAUUACGAUAAACAGCAAGGCAUUGGAUGUUGCGAAAAAAAUAUACCGUACUAUCAGCCAGUUAGGUCUUAGUUUGGUUGUACAUAUACAAACAAAUACGAUUGGGGAGUAUUUUUAGUCUGUUGUAUUUAUUUUGACUGUAAGAAAGUGCUGAAACCGGUGUUGCAUUUUGUAGUAAUUAUUCGUCACAUUAGUCUUACAUCUUUCUGAUGAAAUGUUGUGUGACAGAGUUCACCCAGGUUUCGAUUGACCAGUUUGACAAGUUUGAAGCAUAGUGUUCAAACAGGGAAUGAGUGGCUUUGAUAUUUUGUUAUGUUUUCAAGACGUUGGCAAUUUGAACAUUUCAUCACACGUAUUCUCGACCCCUCUUCCCCCUAUUUACUCCAAGAAUAAUCAGUUUAGAAGCGAUACACUUCACAUAAACGAAUCAUCCUAAUGUGUUGAAAUAUAGCAUUAAUCUGUUAUUGAUAAAAACGAUUUCAAUUAACACAAUAUAGGCUGGAGAGAUCAAUCUCAAGAUUUGUUUGAUCAAUUACCGUACGAACUCUGCUUUAUAUUUAUAGAACAGAAGGUAAUACCGUUACUAAAUCGAAGAUUGAUACCUACAUCUUCAAUAUUACAUGUAAUAUGCACAUUAUAUACAUUUGAACCUACAUUGUCCAUCUUGUCUGUACAUAUUAUUUACAUACAUGCAUAAUAUAAUAUAACGAUAUAAAAAUUAUAUAUUUAACUUUAGUUAUUUUAGAUUGAUAUAUAGACUUAUAUCGUAUAGGUAAGUGGGGUGCUGUUACAUAUUAUCAGCAUUAUGCCCAAAAUUCUCUAUAUUUUAUAUUUGAUUGUAAAAUGCCCAAUGAUUAGUUAUAAUAAAUGAAAAAUGCUAAAAUUUAUUUUUGACUUUGGAUUUGAUUUAUUGUAUGAUAUACUCAUACACAGGUUAAAUGGUCGGACUCUCCAGCUAUUCGCGACAGUUAACAUUUAUAAUUCUAUCGUGAAUUUGUACAUUGUGCACCUUUAUUUUUUUUUUUUUUUUUUUGUCGUUGCUGGAAAUGAUCGACCAAUUUCUUACGGCCUGGCUUAGCAUGGUCUAUUAAACUUGAAUCGAAAAAAAAUUGUUUUUCUGAAUUCGUCAACUAUUCGAAGUUUCGAAAAAAUCGCGUUUAUUUUUUGUAUUUCAAAAUGAACUGUUUUUUUUUUUUUUUAGGAUACAGUUUUCCAAUAAAAAUGUUUUAAAUUAUAUGUAUUUUAGUUACAUAGUUGAUAGAGGUACAAAUGUAUAUUUCAGUUACAUGAAAGCAGUGAACACAAAGUGUAAAUGAAAAAAGUAAAAAAAAAAAAGGCGAAGAA
Messenger RNA from Diprion similis, 10300 nucleotides. It is a transcript of the gene upSET, whose product is annotated as protein piccolo-like. The transcript has 13 exons. The coding region runs from base 491 to 8623 and encodes 2710 amino acids. NCBI's taxonomy places the organism in Eukaryota, Metazoa, Arthropoda, Insecta, Hymenoptera, Diprionidae. The record is from RefSeq and is a predicted model, not a curated record. Gene Ontology annotation, molecular function: protein binding.